Messenger RNA from Amaranthus tricolor (Joseph's coat), 1683 nucleotides. RefSeq names its product 14-3-3-like protein. Gene Ontology annotation, cellular component: cytoplasm. The transcript has 5 exons. Bases 390 to 1178 code for a protein of 262 amino acids. Lineage: Eukaryota; Viridiplantae; Streptophyta; Magnoliopsida; Caryophyllales; Amaranthaceae. The record is from RefSeq and is a predicted model, not a curated record. Gene Ontology annotation, biological process: signal transduction.
CCCGCUACUAUCUAAGCUACUUUAGACUCGGCAUCGACAUGACAAACCCCAAGGUCCAUCAGGCACGGCUCGAUCACUUGCUGCCCAGGAUGGCCCUCAGGCGUGGGCCGCUCGACCUCUGCGCACUUUUACCGGGAAGCCAGCGUGGCAACAUAGACACGUGUCGCACGUGCCAUUGAGAGUUGACUGUUGGGACGUGGUGGGCACCCCAUCAUUUUCACUUUCUUUCUUCCAUUCGUCUUUUCUUCACUUCCUAUUUCCUACUUCCUGCUAAAUUCAAACUUGAAAACCGUAAUCAAUACCCAUUUCCAACUUUCUGGUGACUGGUGUAAACUAGGGCUGUUAGUAUUUUAGUGAUAAAUUUGACUUUCUUUUUGAAGUGAGGAAAGAUGUCAACAGCCGAAGGAUCUCGGGAUGAGAAUGUUUACCUAGCCAAAUUGGCCGAACAAGCCGAAAGAUAUGAGGAAAUGGUGGAGUUCAUGGAGAAGGUAGCGAAAACUGUUGAUGGUGAGGAGUUAACAGUAGAAGAGAGGAACCUUCUUUCUGUAGCUUACAAGAAUGUGAUUGGUGCUAGGAGAGCUUCUUGGAGAAUUAUCUCUUCCAUUGAACAAAAGGAAGAGAGUCGUGGAAAUGACGAUCAUAUAGCUAUUAUUAAACAGUACAGAGCGAAAAUUGAGACUGAACUAAGCAAGAUUUGUGAUGGGAUAUUGAAACUUCUUGACUCACAUCUUGUCCCAUCAGCAACUGCUGCUGAGUCGAAGGUGUUCUAUUUAAAGAUGAAGGGUGAUUACCAUAGGUAUUUGGCCGAAUUUAAGACUGGAACCGAGAGAUCGGAAGCUGGUGAGCAUACCUUGUUGGCUUACAAGUCUGCUCAGGAUGUUGCGCUGGCUGAAUUAGCUCCUACUCACCCAAUUAGGCUGGGGCUUGCUCUUAACUUUUCAGUAUUCUACUAUGAAAUCUUGAAUUCUCCCGAUCGUGCUUGUGCUCUUGCUAAGCAGGCUUUUGACGAAGCCAUUUCGGAGCUGGACACCCUUGGUGAGGAAUCAUACAAAGAUAGCACCUUGAUUAUGCAGCUUCUCCGUGAUAAUCUGACAUUAUGGACUUCUGAUACUAUGGAUGAUGUCGGGGAUGAGAUCAAGGAAACUUCAAAAGACGGAGCAGCUCCCGGGCAAGAAUGAAAUGGUUACUACUUACUAAACUAAGUAGGAGUUGGAUGAAAUGAAUUUAUUUAACCCUAGGCUCUUACUAUAUUUGAUAUGUUGGUUUGUCAUCGGCAGCGUCAAUUAGACGCUUAAUAUCAUACUAAGACACCGUGGCUUCACUUAUUGUUGUCUACUUCAUCGGUUUAGACUCUUUGCAGUUGAGUGUCCUCGCCUCCAGAUGCAUCGACUAAUACCAAUGUAGUCAAUUAUUUUUCGAUUGUAUUUUGCACUUUCCACAGUUGGAGUUCUUUUAGUUUAUCACUAAAAUUCUGUAUUUUCGCAAUCUAAGAUCGAAUACUUUUGUCCUUGUAUUGUCUGUUUCUGGAGCUUACAUUUGCUUUGGUGUUUAGAAAAGAAAAAAUUUGUACAUUUUCAUGCGCAUGAUUGGUGCAUUCUGCGUACCGUGCUUCUUUGGCGAGAUUAAAGAAAGUAUGAUUCAGCUGGAAAUACUGAAUAUCGAUGAUUUAGUCAAUUAUCUAUA